This is a messenger RNA of Ochlerotatus camptorhynchus, 1428 nucleotides long. Its product is annotated as zinc finger protein 37 homolog. The coding region runs from base 84 to 1373 and encodes 429 amino acids. Gene Ontology annotation, cellular component: nucleus. Gene Ontology annotation, molecular function: zinc ion binding; DNA-binding transcription factor activity, RNA polymerase II-specific. The record is from RefSeq and is a predicted model, not a curated record. Gene Ontology annotation, biological process: regulation of transcription by RNA polymerase II. The transcript is spliced from 2 exons. Lineage: Eukaryota; Metazoa; Arthropoda; Insecta; Diptera; Culicidae.
CAUUUUUCUCGAUCCGUUCGUGGAUUCGUGCUUUAUUGCGGGUAUUAUCCGGAAAAUACGUCGAAAUCUCCCCCGAAAUAGCGAUGUACGUGUGCCGGGUGUGUCUGGCAGAGGACCGCCCCGUGUACGCUCCGUUAUUUUCCGUCCAGGGAAAACUAACCGUCGCCAAAACGAUCGUUUACUGCACGGGUCUGGUAAUCAAACGAAAUGAUGGACUGUCCCAGUUCGUUUGUAGCACCUGCGUCGAAGAUUUCAACAAAUUCGCCAAACUCAAGGAACUGUGCAUUCAGUCGGCCACUAUCCUUCAAACGAAUCUUCACCGGUCGGAUGAAAAACCUUUGGAAGAAUCAUCAACAAGUGGGUCCAUCUCGAACGAGGAAGACGCCGAAAUGACCUCAGAAUCCCUGGACAGUACCAUCGUUAUCGAAGAAAUCAAGCUAACCCAGGAGAACAAUGAAACCAAAGUGAUCACGGAACAAUGGGUCGUAGAGAUGCACGACCCAGCGGAGGCAGAUUACGAACGCCUCGAAGCUUUGGAUGAUCCGGACUUCAUGGACCCGGAUGAUACCCCAACCGAGCAACCGCAACAAUCAGCUUCUUCACCCAAAAGCAGGAAACCUCGCAGGAGAAGAAAAUCUCUCGACCUGUGCUCAGAUCAAUCGCUGUUCAUCUGUUGCAGUUGCCCUGGCAAAGUGUACGACAGCCUCCAGAAACUGGAAGCCCACCGAACGGAUCAGCACAACAAGUAUCGCAUCUCGGAAAGCACCAUCCGCCCGUUCGAGUGCGAUGUCUGCUUCCAGCGAUUCCUAACCGAGAAGCAUCUCACCCAACACAAGAAACGCCCGUACAAGAAACGGAAAUUCGUCUGCUCCUCCUGUGGGAACGCUUUCCUCGCUAUCAGCACCCUGAAGAAGCAUGAGGAAACCUGCACCACAACGGAGCUCAAUUACGAGUGCAAUGAGUGCGGAAAGCGGUUUAUGCAGUCCGGUUCGCUGCGAAAUCACAUGAAGCUGCACACCUCGGAGAAGACCCAUUCAUGUCCAAUUUGUGGGAAAACAUUUCUGAAAAAGUUCGAGGUUCCGAUCCACAUGGUGACGCACACGACGGAGCAGCCGUUUCCGUGCGAUCAGUGUCCGGCGAGGUUCAAGCGGAUGCAGGCCUUGCGGAACCACCAGCGCCACCACAGCAAUCCCACACCGUACAAGUGCGAUAUGUGCGACGAGUGGUUCAAUAGCUUUAGUUCGAGGAAGUACCACCGGCAGAAGGUGCACGAAGGGAUCGAACCGUUUCGGUGCGAACAGUGCGGGGCUGCGUAUGGACGGAAGAGCCGCUUGGAUCAUCACAUCCGGAAGGCGCAUCCUAGUGGGACGUGAACUGGAAAGGUAGGUUUCCUUUUGUUGCGAGUCUGAUUAGAAUAAUACUGAUUGA